AUGUGGAAAGAACUAACUUUGAACGCCUCAAUAGACGACGGUAGAUACAGAGUAUGGGACUACCCAAUCAAAGAACAAUACGGCCACAUUCUUUUAGCAAUAAAUGAUUCCAAUCCCGUAGAAAAUGCAGCAGAAGGAUUUAGCAACGUAAAUGAGCAUUUAGAUGCUGAUUACGCUUUUAUACAUGAUUCUAGUGAAAUUAAAUAUGAGAUUAGCAAAAAUUGUAAUCUUACAGAAGUUGGUGAAGUGUUCGCUGAAAAACCUUAUGCUGUUGCUGUACAGCAAGGAAGUCAUCUUCAGGAUGAUAUUAGUAAAGUGAUUUUACUCCUUCAAAAAAGACGCUACUUUGAAUCAUUGCAAGAAAAGUAUUGGAAUCAUUCAGCGAAAGGGGACUGUCCAAGUACUGAUGAUAACGAAGGAAUUACUUUAGAAAGUUUAGGUGGAGUAUUCAUAGCAACAUUGUUCGGCCUCGCCCUAGCGAUGAUCACUUUGGCAGGAGAAGUAUUUUAUUAUAGACGAAAGCACAAAGAAAUGGAGAAACAAAAAUCGUUCACGCCACAACAAUCCAACAAGAUCGUACCGACUAUAUCAUCGUUUUAUCCGUCUGAAAUAAAACCCAUGAAGGUUGCCAUCAAUCCGGCCAAUUUCUCCUCCAAGAUCAAACCAGACGAGGCAUGGAAUACUUCUAAUCUUAUUUUGUUUCCCAAAGGAAGGAAUAGGGUUACAAAACUAAACUAGGACAUCAAGUUAUCUGACAAAAUAAGC
Diabrotica balteata is the source of this 765-nucleotide messenger RNA. NCBI's taxonomy places the organism in Eukaryota, Metazoa, Arthropoda, Insecta, Coleoptera, Chrysomelidae. The record is from the annotation of a GenBank genome assembly.